This is a messenger RNA of Anneissia japonica, 2276 nucleotides long. RefSeq lists its product as uncharacterized. Lineage: Eukaryota; Metazoa; Echinodermata; Crinoidea; Comatulida; Comatulidae. The transcript has a single exon. The record is from RefSeq and is a predicted model, not a curated record. The coding region runs from base 144 to 2276 and encodes 710 amino acids.
AUGAAUUAAAUCAUUGUACCGUAUAAAAUAUAAAUAUUACGCCUACAUGAACAACACAACUGUAUUUCCUUGUAUGACACUACUGUACUGAAUACCAAAACGUUAAGACAGUAUGUUAUGAUAUUGGGUUAUUUCAAGACACCAUGCACUGUAUCAUACUUAACUUAGGCCUAUCAUUUGGUCUGUUGUGCCCCAGAAAGAGAAGAUGGCAGCACUUAUUGGUUUUGAUUUUAAGUUGUAUAUGCAACGUUGCUUGUACUGAAAUAAUUCAUCCUACAGAUGUAGUCGUAUUUGAGGGCCAGAAUGCCUUCUUUGAGUAUUCCUCAUCGGUCCAGGCUUCUUCAUGGGCCUGGUACAGGACGCGGCAUCGUGAAGCAGUGCGUCUGUUCAAUGACGGAAAAUACGUUAUAUUUGUUAACGGCAUGCGUACGGCGAGUAAUUUGACAGUCUUAAAUGUGACAAGGGCUGACGAUCAGACAAAAUAUCAUUACGAACGAGGUAGUACAUCUUCUAAAUCGGCAAGCCUUACAGUCAUUACACCUCUUGAUACGGAUUAUCCAAAAUGUAAUAUUACUAGCACUAUAGAUAGCAUACAUGUUGGAGCAAAUGUGGAGAUCGCGUGCACUGCAAUCGGUGGUAUACCAAGACCAUCUUUACAAUGGUUCAAAAACAAUAGCAAACUUAAUGAAACCGACGAUUUUACGUCACAAAAUAGUAGUAUUACUUAUCUGGACAUCCUAUCAAUCUCACUGUCAAAUGAGGAUAAUGGAGUCGAAUUCAAAUGUAAAGCUGAUGGAGUAUCUGUAGUUGGAAACCAGUCUUGCUUUGUUGUGCCUUUAAGCAUCGAACCUAGUGUAAGUAUAAUCGUAAAUAAAAUGUCAUAUGAUGCUGGAGACUCAUUAAACAUUACCUGUUCCGGUGAGGGUAUUCCACGUAUUUCGGAAUAUAACUGGUUCUUUAACAAUAAGCACGUGACGUCAUCUCAAUCAAUGUUCAAUAUUAUUAAAAAUGGUACGAUUUUAGAGAUUUUACAGCUUCAAACUGAACACUUAAAUGCUGAAAUAAGAUGCAAAGUCAGUAUACCAUCUGGAUUAAGUGCCAGUGAAAGCAUCACUCUUUCGUUUACCAGUCAUGAUGCAGCAACAAAUGACUUGAUAAUUUACAUAGUAAGCGGAUCUGUAUUAGGCCUACUUAUUUUACUAGGCCUGCUUGUAAUUUGUAUCAAAAGAAGGAGUCACGAAAAAAAUAGCAAAUUGACUACAUCUCAUUAUGUCAAUCACGCCGUGUCGUUGAACCAGGUUGAAUUAAAAGAAGACAUGAAUAAAGACUGGUGCAGCAGUGGUGAUCCUCAACCACAACAACCAAUGCCCACGCUUGGAAGUAAAAGUGUCGAAAAUAUCUUAUAUAUAUCAGACAUCAAACAUAAUCAAGGCUUAAGCUCCAAAGAAACAUAUUCAUUGGAAAAUAUUUCAAGAGAUCGACCAGACAGAAUACUUUUGUCCACUAGUUCUAUUGACCACCUUUAUGCUAAGCCAGAUGGUGAACCUCAAUUAGAACAUCCAAUGCCCAUGCUUGAAAGUGGAAGUGUCGAAAAUAUCUUAUAUUCCGAUGUUCCAGACAUCAAACAUAAUCAAGGCUUAAGCCAAAAAGAAACAUGUUCAUUGGAAUAUAUUUCAAGAGAGCGACCAGAGAGAACGCUAUUGUCCACUAGUUCUAUUGACAACCUUUAUGCUGAGCCAGAAUUUAAGGAUUUAAGAAAGCAUAACCCAGAUACACAAUCAAUUGAUGGAAUUACUGAUUUUGGAGAUUUAUAUGCAAAACCAAUAAAAGAGAAACAGAAACCAGAUACGCGAUCAAUUGAUGGAAUAGCUGAUUUUGGAGAUCUAUAUGCAAAACCAAUAAAGGAGAAGCAGAAUCCAGAUACACAAUCAGUUGAUGGAAUAGCUGAUUUUGGAGAUCUAUAUGCAAAGCCUAUAAAACACCGACAAUCAAUUCAUCAGUCUCUUGAAAAUAUUUUGGGAUCUUCAGAAAAUGAUAACACGUCCUCAAACCGGUCGGAAUCGGUUGAUGAUCUAGGCAUAUUAUACAGUAAGCCUAAUAAGAAUCGUGUAAUGUCUUCAACUGAACACUUACCACAACUUUACAUCAAACCGGAUAGAACACACAAGGAAUCGUUUGAAGGUAAUCCUACCACAUACACUUGCAGGCCAGGAAUAGAAAGCAAUGCCCUUUCUAAUAACAUUAAACUGGACGUUAUAUAUUCAAGCAUUGCUUAG